Molecule: messenger RNA, 561 nt
Organism: Sphenostylis stenocarpa
Lineage: Eukaryota; Viridiplantae; Streptophyta; Magnoliopsida; Fabales; Fabaceae
Source: the annotation of a GenBank genome assembly
AUGAGAGAGGGUGUUGAAAUCUCUUUAAGAGAUGAAAUUAGGUUAUGUUAUAAAGGUGAUGGAUGGAGGAUAAAAGAGACUGGAAAAAGCACAAAGGUUAAAGGGUAUCAGAAAAUGGGCGAAGGAAAAGGUGACGGCAUUCUUGUAAAUUCAUCAGAAACACUGGUUAGGCUUCACGUCAAAUACACUGAUUGGGCUGAAACAGGACUGGUUUUUGCUUGGCAACGUUCUUGGGGUGAGACUGUCCCACUCUGUGAGACUGAACCACCCUUUGUUCUACCUGAAUUGGAUGAUUUUUCACCCACUGAAACAGGGGAGCCUCCUCUGUCUAAGGCAGUGUCUUGGCAAGAGCAUGUAAAUUCGCAGGUAAGAGCAGUCAACGCUAAAUCCCAGGUCAAAAUUAAUAAAACGGAAAGCAGAAACAUGGUAGGAUCAUAUUCUAUUGACACUUGGAACAAAGUAGGAUCGAAUAUUCCCAAGAUUUCUGACCAGCUUUUGAGAAUCAAUGUCAUUGAUGGGUUUAGGAGCGACAAGGUCGGCAACAUCAUCGUCGGGGUUUGA